This is a messenger RNA of Drepanopeziza brunnea f. sp. 'multigermtubi' MB_m1, 3063 nucleotides long. RefSeq lists its product as uncharacterized. Gene Ontology annotation, cellular component: nucleus; site of double-strand break. Gene Ontology annotation, biological process: double-strand break repair. NCBI's taxonomy places the organism in Eukaryota, Fungi, Ascomycota, Leotiomycetes, Helotiales, Drepanopezizaceae. The record is from RefSeq and is a predicted model, not a curated record.
AUGAGCGCUUCUAUGGACGUCCCACACUCACAAAACACCGCACCCGUCCUCGAAUUCCGAUGCCUCUAUACAGCAGAUCUCCGGCGCAAGCAGAAGCGAUGGCAGGAUGGCAAGCUCAAGUACCACACAUUCAACAAGCGGGUAAUGGUCUACGACGAACGGGCCAAUUUCGUGGGAGAUACACACUGGAAGGGUGAUGCGUUCGAGGAAGGCGAGGAGCUAGAACUCGAUCGGGGAAGCAUCAUUGUCGAGGUCCAAGAAUGCAUCGGGAAGAAACAUCAGGAUCUUACCGAGCUGUUGGACAAGCGAGUAAAGGAAAGGGAAGAGAGGGUCGCAGCGAAAGCUGCUGCAUCGCCAUCUGCCUCCCUGUUAAGAUCUCAAGCUACCCCGGCAGGCUCAGGACUUUUGCGACCGAAGCCACUCAAAGCCGUGUUGACCCCAACUGGCCAUUAUGGUAGAGCUGUUGCGCCCAAUAUAUCUCCAUUUGAACAAAGGCAAUUCGCAAACGAUGUUAAUAAGCCAGCGGCCAAGCGAAGGAGGCUGGAUGAUAAUACCUCCAGCAAAAAUGGUUACGCUCAAAAUCUCAUGGGAGCGACUUUGUCUUUGGCAUCUUCGAAGCCAUCGAGUACUCCUACUAUACGGUACGAGCCCUUUAAGGCACGACCUAUAGCCCAACAGACACCGGCAGAUGCUAUUGAUCUUACCAUGGACGACGAUGAGGAGCUCAGGGCUGCUGAUAAGAGAAGAAAGGUUGCGAGAGGAGAAAGGAAGUUGAUGACGGAGAGGCCUAGCGUCAAUCCGAAGAGGCACAAAAAGUCACCUCCUGCGAAGACCGGAUAUGCAAGUAAUCUUACUGGCACACCCCUUGUCUUUUCAAGACCGGAAGCUAGAAAGCCUAGCAAAACGGUACCGGAUAAGACUUUGCUCCAAGUAAGGCGUACGCGAGAUGGAGACUAUUCAUCGGAACCAGAGGGCAGCGCAAUGAGCAUCGAACCACCGCUCAAGAAGAUCGCCGGAGACUCUUCUUCUAACGACUUGGCCAAUAGACUCGCAGGCAUGAAUUCGAACCCGACGAGGCUGCCCGCCAACAGCAAGAUGAACAAAAAAGGGCGAUCUGUUGAGCUCAUAGAUCUAGAUGAGGAACCACCGUCAACGAAGGAGGACAACUUCCUUAACGUAGAUUUCACGCUUAUACCGCUGCCCAAAAAGGCAACAACGCCGAGAGAAGUAGGGACUAAAUCAAGGAAGCCUGAAAAGCCGAAGGAAGCCACACAAUCUCGGCCCUCAUCACCGCCAAUGCCGAACGUCAACAAUCCAGCCCUUCAGCCAAGUAGAAGUUUCAGUAGGUCUGUGACCGAAAACUCAUCUAUUGUUAAGCCUACGUCUGAUCGACCUCGGCCUGGGCUACGGAUAAAAUCAAGAGCUCCUCGGAAAAUGAUGAUGCUUAUGGACCGAUCAAGCUCUCGUCCUUUGGCCAGAAGUGACUCGUUCGGGAGAAGUCGAGCGACUCCCCAACCUCUACAAAUACCGAAAUUAGUCUCGAAUGAAACCCCGCUUUCUCAAGCAACGAUGGACCUAAAUGACUUCUGUCAGAAGCAAGAAGCACUACUGCAGGCUCGACUCAAUGGCACACGGACCAGACCACAGUUAAGCGACGAGUCUUCGUCAGAUCCUGACAAUGGCAUCGAUGUCCAGACAAUCGAUACCCUCUUAUCUCGAAAGGGCACGUCCAUACAGAAACAAGCAGAGCCCUCUCAGAAGCGACAGUCUGCUCCAAAGUCUAGCCCUAUUGCAGACUUAAGCGCACUGAAUAAUUGGACAGAACAAAGGGCACCACGUAAAAAGCAACCUCGAGUGGUAGCAAAAGAGAAUUGUGUUCCCGAUCAAGUCCCUGUCCCCAAGGAACCUCAGCCUUUACCAAAAAAGUCUAGCAGGCGCUUGGAUGUUUCUCUUCCGGCAGUCCAGAUAUCAGGUACUGCGAAUAGCAGCCCAUUGCUUUCUGCUGCGUCAGAAAAUACGAGGCCACUUGGGAAGGUAUCGAUGGGCAAGCCCGAAGACAGCAUGGUGGCCCUCAAUGAGCUAGAUGCUAGCGGGAACGUCGAGGCCACCCCUAACGAAUCUGUACUGGAAAGCUCAGCCAUCCAGGAGCCAGUUGCUGCAGAUUCAGAAGAACAUCGUUCUGAUAGUCGCGGUGUUGCUGUCAAGGCUAUGAACCUUGAGCCAGUGAUCGGGUCCGGUAGGCUAGCUGUCAAAGACCCUAAAGAUAGGCAAACAAAGAGCGACACAACAGCGACUGCUCAAAAUACACUCAAUCAGAACCAGGCGAUUUCAAACCAAAGGACUAUGCAUUCCAGCCCAGAGAUUGAGGAGUGCCCCAUUCUCACUAGCCCACCUACUACAACAUCAGGUCGCCCGAAGACCUCGAAAGCUGCCAGUCCGAGAUCUAACUGCGAACCUGAGCAUAUCAGCAGUACCAUCCAGUCGGCAACUGCCCGUUUUAGAGCCAUGAUUAGCCCGUCAAAUUCCAUCGCCAAGACGAGAUCACCGCGUCCAGACUUGGGACUUUCUCGCCUCAUAGAUGUUCCGGGAAGCAAGGAGGCCUCAAACGAUAUGGUAACGAAACCUCUCACGGGACCAACCCCAAUCAUCGAUCAGGAAUUAGAUGCUGCGCCAGAGCGUCGCAGCGGUGCAGGCUUCAGCUCACCAAACUCCCUCGCAGCUAUCUCAGCAGCCCCAAUUUCCCCAGAUUUUUCGGUUGAAAAUCUCAAAAUGGGCCUGCCCAGAGCAAUACUGGCCAAUCCAGCGACUCGUGGGAAAUCCUUGCAGACUUUGGCAGCCAGUACCAACGAUACGGCGACUCCUCUGUUUAAUAACCCUAUGCCACCACCUGCGCCACGGCUUUCGAGCCGGCCCGAACGGAUCCAAGCGUUACUGAGGGAAGACAAUGGGGCUGAUCAAGACAGUGAAGGGCCAGUCAGAGAAGCAUCGGUUGUUGGGCCGUGGUCUAGGGAAGCAUUUGACCUUUUCGGUCUUCAUGGACCUCCUCAAAGGCCGGAAGCAUAG